Strongylocentrotus purpuratus (purple sea urchin) is the source of this 4729-nucleotide messenger RNA. RefSeq names its product zinc finger protein 2. The record is from RefSeq and is a predicted model, not a curated record. The transcript is spliced from 5 exons. Gene Ontology annotation, biological process: regulation of transcription by RNA polymerase II. Gene Ontology annotation, cellular component: transcription regulator complex; nucleus. The coding region runs from base 144 to 2450 and encodes 768 amino acids. Lineage: Eukaryota; Metazoa; Echinodermata; Echinoidea; Camarodonta; Strongylocentrotidae.
GAUGACCUAGGCUCGAUAUAGCGUGACCCAGCAGGGAGCCAGCUAGCCACAGAAUCAAGUUGGCUGUCAAAACCUGAGCACACUGUACUAUGCAUCACCUUUCCAGGCAAGGCCGGUGUCACUGCUGUUACUGUUAGAGAAAGAUGGCUUUGCAAGACCAAGAAAUUGUUCUUGAAAUUAAGCAGGAGCCUUCGUGGCAAAGCGAGUACGGUUCCAAUCAAGAAGGGUAUGAGAUGGGUUUCAAGGAAGGAGAGGAAAGGUCCUCCAGGUCACCUGAUUCCCAAGGCACAGAAAACAUCGAGAUGGAAGAGCUCGACAAUGAAUCAGCGACCGUGGAAGAUCUCGGAGAAGAGUGGUGUGAGGACGAGACUGGUAACCUCUGUGAUCCCCUGUGUCACAUGAGCUCCGAUGUCCUGGGGUCACCUGAGUCGUCGGAUGGAGGAGAUGCAGGGAGUUAUAGCUCAAAGAGAACUUUAGGUUAUGAGGGCGAGGUAUCCGCAUCCCAGGUUGUUGAGAGGCAGGAUCCCGGUGUUACCCCAGGAACCUCAGGCAAGGAUGUUGAUAGCAGUGGCACCGAAGAGAACUCUAGCAGAGAAGGGUCGAGCGGGCAGAGCGGGAUGACUUCAGAACCGAAAGAUCCUCCAAUGAAACUCUAUACGAUGGAGUUAUGUAAAGUAUGCAAGAAGACGUUGUACAUUGCCGAUGAAGGUGACGAUGAAGGCAACCUGAGGACCCCGUUGUGCGAUUCUUGCAGGAUACAGGACAGUACAGGGGAUGGUGAUGAAGCUUUUAAUUGCGACGUUUGCUCGCAACGUUUUGCCCACUUUCGGGAACUUGCAACGCACAUGCGGUCACACAGGACUGGUAAGUCGCACCAGUGUGAUGAAUGCUUGAAAUGUUUCUCUGAUCGCUCUGGUUUGCUUCGUCACCAGAAGAUCCAUUCAGGUCUUAAACCCCACCAAUGCGAAAUCUGCUCCAGGUGUUUCACCCUGGGAAAUGCCCUCAAGGUUCACAUGCGAACCCACAACAAAGACAAACCAUUUAACUGUGAACACUGCGAUAAAACCUUCGGACAGAGCGGACAUUUGCUGUCGCACAUGAAGGUCCAUAGUUCUGUUACGCCUUUUGGCUGCAAGCAUUGCUCUGCGUCGUUCCCGAAGCUGCACCUCCUCAAAGCGCAUCUUCGCAACCAUGGCGACGAGAGGCCGUUCAAGUGCGAUAUCUGCACCAAGGCCUUCACAAGGAAAUCCCACCUCAAGACGCACCUCAAGACGCACGGCACAGAGCGACCACACGAAUGCGAGAUCUGCUCCAAGACCUUUGCCGAUCAGCGCUACCUCAAUAAGCACCUGAAAGUCCACAGUGGGAUCAAGCCGUAUCAGUGUGAGUACUGCGACCACAGGUUCUCACAGCAGUGCUAUCUGCAAACCCACCUCAUGAUCCACACAGGCACCAAGCCUUACGUCUGCCAUCUCUGUCCCAAGAGCUUCCGGCUCCAGGAGCACCUCAAGACCCACCUCCGUGUCCACAGCGGGAGCAAGCCGUUCGAGUGCGGGGUAUGCUCCAAGCGCUUCACCCGCAAGGACUCCCUUGGGAUACACAUGCGUAUCCACACGGGGGACUACCGCUACAAAUGCGAGGUCUGUUCCAAGGGAUUCACCGAUCCGAGCAGCUUCAGGGCUCACGUCCGGUCUCACUCGGGCAUACGCCCCUACUCCUGUGAGAUUUGCGGCAAGAGCUACACCCAGAACAGCUCCUUGAAGGUCCACAUGCUGAGCCAUACGCAGCUGCAUAAUUUCAUGAAAAUGUCUGCCGGAGAGACUUCUGCAAGUCGGCUUCCUGCCACCUUCUCCAAUAGUACAGGAGAUACCCUGACAAACAGUGCAGAGGAUAUUAAUUGUGUUCCAUUAGAUUUGAGUAUAAAGCGGACAAACCCACAAGAGACAUCAGAGAAUGAGCAAGAGGUGGGGGAAGAGCCAUUAGUUGAAGAGCCGAGGAUGGGGGAAGAGCCAAGGGAGGAAGAGCCAUUAGUUGAAGAGCUGAGUAUGGGGGAAGAGCCAAAGGGGGAAGAGUCAAUGCAGGGAGGUCUAUUGAUGAGGGAAGAGCCAUCAGAAGGAGAGCUAGAAGGGGAGGAAGAGGGAUUUGAGGAACAGCCAGGGGAGUAUGAUUCAUUAGAUGAAGAGUUGUGGGUGGGGGGAAAGCCAAUAAAGGAAGAGCCAUUAGACGAGGAGCAAGAGAGGGAGGAAAAUAUAGGGCUGUGGGAAGGGGCAUUAGUGGAAGGGCCAGAAGGGGAGGAAGAGUCAUUAGAGGAAGAGCCAUUAGUUGAAGAGCCAGAAGGGGAGAAAGAGCCAUUAGAAGAAGAAGAGCCAGAGGGGGAGGAAGAGCCAGAAGGGGAAGAGCCAGAGGGGGAGGAAUCACCGGAGGACUCGGCAGCAUGGAUUCCUGUUUAGAACCAGCCUUAAACAGAAACUUAAGAGGGUGGUUGAAAAUAUACAUGGAAAGAGUAACAUUCAAGCUAGGUAAUAACUUCCUUACAAUUGUACAACUCACAUAUAAGGGUAUCCAUGUUGUUUCAUAUAUUUUAUCUGUCAUUAUCAAGCAAAAGUUUUACCUCGUAACAUGAAAUUUGCAAGGGUUUUCCCAAUAUACAAAAACGAUGAUGCAUCAUUAUUAAAGAACUACCGACCAAUUUCUUUCAGAUUUCUACUAAACAGACAGCAUCCUAGGCCCCCUUUUAUUUUUGAUAUACAUCAAUGAUAUUUGUAAGGCCUCUGAACUUAAAAGGGAAGUCCUUCCUGAUAUUAAGUUAUAAAAAACAAGAAAACUUUUAUUUGCUGAAAUUAGACGAGUAUUAUCAUUCAAACUGCUUGCCCGAAACAUAGUAUGACUUGACCUUGCCACUUGAGAAGUUGUUUAGUAGAAAUCUGAAAGAUCAAAUGAAAGAAUACUCUUCACAGUAUUUGUUAUUGAAUUGAAAGAUAAUGUUUUUUUAGUGAUGAUUUAGAAAAAAAUGUAUUUAAAUGUGUGAUAGUACAAGUCAAAGUAGAGACAUGCUUAAUCAUGCUUUGUAACUUAUUGUGUCAUUUUCAUAUUAAAAUGUAGUGGAUUAUCACAACUCUUAUAUUAGGCCUUAUCCACAAUGCCCUUGAUAAUGACAAUAAUGUUGAUUUAUAGUGUGGAUUUGCCAUUGCCUGUGUAUGUUGAUAAAACAGUUACUAUCAAUUGAUUCAUCUCAAACUCUUCUAAAGAUAAUUUUUUUAAUUUCAUUUUUAGAAGUAAUAAUUAAUUCACUAGACAUCUCAAUUUAUUCAAUUGCAAUUACAAUACUAUCUUUCCUUAAUUUUGAUAGUUAUCAUAGGUUUAGAAACAAAUUGUUAUCAAGUAGUAACACUGAGGUGAAUAUGGACAAAAUUUGAAGUUUCAGAAUGAUACAGGCUCUUUUUUUUUAACUUUCAUUCAUGAUAAACUGAAAGAUGCAAAGGAAAAAUCAUGUUAAUAAAUCCCAAAAAAAUUCCCAAUUUGCUUUGUUUAAUGUUACUACCUGUGACAAAUUUGGUAAUUUGGUAAUUGGUAUAUAGGUCUUGAUAUAAGUGGCAUUGAGAAGCUCAAAUUGGUUCUGUUUAUGAUCAUGCAAUUUCAAAUUUGUCACAGCUCAUAUGUUUUAUAUAUUUGUAUGGUAUUUGUAGUUCUUACUAUUUUAAUUAUUUAUUGAUAGGUUUGUAUACAAACUCUUGAUCACCGUUGUAUUAUGUACAUCGUGUAUUGAACAUUUUUUGCUUGCCAUGCUCGAUUAUUUAGGAAUCUAAGAUAUUUUCUUAGAUUUCCAGUUUUAAACUAUAUUCUUUAUAUUAUUUUGUGCUUUAUUUUCUUCCUCUUUUACAUAUAACUCUGUCUCUUUUUGUUUUGCAUUUCUCUGCUUUAUUCCCUCCUCUUAACACAAACCUUGUCUAUCCGUUUAUCUUUAUUUCAGAUAUUGAUUAGGAAAUCAAGAAUUUAACUUUUUUUGGUAGGAAUCAUGUCUCGUAAAGUAUCAUUUAAGUGGCCCAAAUACAUGUGGAGCUUAAUACUUUAUUGUGGGGCACGUUGUAACUAUAAGUAGAAGGUGCUAUAGGAAAUACAUUUUAAACGUAUUUUUAAAAAUAAUCAUGUAGAUUAAACAAUAGUGAAGUAAAACGGAUAAUGUAGUUAAACCACAUAAAGAUGAGUAGAUGCACUGGUUUAGUGGUAGAGCAGUGGUCUUAUAAUCGGGAGGUCCUGGGUUCAAAAUGAAGUUGAUGUGCUAGUGCCCUUUGGUGAGGCAUUAAUCCUCAUUACCAAGUCCCUCAGAGAGGACUUAAAAGUGUUGGUCCCCUGGUUGCUUACUUACAAGAUCACAAGACUUUUUUUUUAAAUCCACGUGUCGCAAUUUUAAAAGCAGUGUGUGUCACCUAUUGAAGCAUUUGCUCAAUACAAUGAUACUAUUUAGACUGCACAUGGUCUCCAUAGGCAAAACAACAAGGUACUGUAAUUAAAUUCAUUUUAGUUGAUUUGUUGAGAGUCUGCGGUGGUAUUUAAUAUAUUUUAUUGCACCAAUUACCAAGGUAAUUAACUUCCAUUUAGUUUAUUUCUUAAAAGUCUGCCGUGGUGUUUAAUGUAUUAUAUUGCACCCAUUACCAAAGUGUGCUGAAUCCAACCUUUGAAUGUUUGGAUUGUCAUUACAAUUUUGUUUUAAAGUUGAACUUGUGGUAAA